Messenger RNA from Cylicocyclus nassatus, 4993 nucleotides. NCBI's taxonomy places the organism in Eukaryota, Metazoa, Nematoda, Chromadorea, Rhabditida, Strongylidae. The record is from the annotation of a GenBank genome assembly.
AUGCCAGUCUAUUUGACUCUUCUCGGUGGUCCACCGUGGGGUAUGAGGCUCGGCAAUGAUCAAGAACUUCGUCCUAUAAUAGCUAGGACACUAACGAACGGUCGAGCUGCCAUGGAGGGUGUAAAACCAGGAGAUGUUUUGCAAUCUGUGAACAAUAUCCCAGUAUUCACUUGCAAGCAAGCUCAUGCGGUCAUACAAAAAGCUCAAGGAAAACUGAAGCUUGGGAUUGCUAAAACAUCUGCCAACAGCACACCAAUGCGGGCAAAUCGAGAGGACAUUAAUAAUGAAUUUGUGACGCCACAAAAUGCUACUAACUUCGCAAAAGUGAGAAACUAUCGCUUAGAUUUGGAAGCUGCACGAGGAGGUAAUACAAAGCAAAAACGUCGUUUCUUCGAGGAACAAAUCGCGAAGAACAGUGUAACAGAUCGGCUGCUUCAGAGAAAAAUACAACUCGGCAUGCUUCAUAACGAAGCACCUAGCGAAAGCACUACUGGUUACGAUAGUGUUGGAGCGGAUUUUGCUGGAGGAAGAAGCUAUACCACUAGCUCGAUGACUUCAACCAGCCCGGAUCCAUCAAUAGACAACGACGAGAUUACGAUCGCGGAGAAUCUAACGAACUAUAGAAGAGCUCUACCUACCUCGAACACAUCUUCACCACAAGCGCCGAUAAUGUCGACGGACGAGAACAAUCGAAGUGAAACCGUGAUCCCCGAUAGGAUGAGCGUCGCAGAUCUUCGUCGUCAAAUCACUUCACGCUUGGAAAUGAAGUCUCCGUCGUCAAUAUCUGGUCCUUCAAGAACUGAAGCCUCGAACUCACCCGUUCCUGGCCGAAAAUUCUCGAGCGACUGUGUGAAAGUCCACGAAGGUUUCGAUCAGGAGAACAAGAAGCCCUAUUUUGGCAGAGUCAUUGACGGACCGGUCCCGGCACACAAGUACUUUCAAGGGGUCAUGCCUCCCAGUGCAAUAUGUUCAUCACCAGUGCAAAACUCAACCCCGGACACAAAACCGCCAACACCAGCGAAAACCUCAAAACGAAACUCAUUCCUCAAUCGCAUGGCCAGGGAGCCUUCGCCUGUGGAUGUCCCAUCCCCAGCUCCCAUCCAGGAGAUUACUGAACCUCCACCCAGCUAUAGUGAACAACCACCUACUCCUGGCUAUUUGCCAAAAGCAGAGGAAUGUACAACUCAAGCAAUUCCCGAUCUGGAGCCGAAUCACAUGGGAAAUAUCUCUGUCCUUACCCGCAAUCCUCCAUUCUCUACCCUAAGAAGGUCACCGUUUACCGAGAAGAGUUUUGACACAGUUUUCAACAUGACACCAAGGUCUACUUAUGAGAAUUCUGGUACAAUGGAGGGUAACAACGAUAGGCAAGAAAGCGGUGAUACGAUACCUAAAGAGCCGGAUCCUGCAACGAUUCAAGGUUAUGGUAUGACAGGCCCUGCAACGACUGAUGGUUACGGUGUGACAGGUCUCGCAACGAACAAACGUUACGAUGUGGCAGGUCCUGCAACGAACACAGGUUACGGUAUGACGGAUGGUACCAGCUACGAAAAUCCAAGGUCUGCCGGUUUUACGCAAAAGAAUGAAUAUUUCCCUGAAAAACCCGACGAUGCUAGACCAAUCGAACCAAGUGUUUAUUUUGCUGGAAAUCACGACGCGAUGGAUAUAGAACUUCCUUCUGUACCCAAACCUUUUAUUCCCCCGGGGGAAUAUGAUAAUGCUCAAGCCACGACGACCCCCUCCACUCCGGGUUACCCAUACCAUCCUUUGGGACUUGACGACUUUAAGCCCUCAUUUGAGACGCGACCAUCUGAAUAUAAUGAAUCGAAACCUAUCGCCAACGUCGAUGGGGACUAUAAGCCCUAUCUUGAUGGUCCGAAGCCACGACCCCUUGUCCUGGAAAACCCGGAAAGAUACGAAAGCACGAGCAAACUUGCGAACAGCAUAGCAGAACUUAGCAGAAAUCUUUCUGAAGGCUAUAAUGAUCCUCCCUUGGCAAGUUCGGCUAUGGAAAAAGGCAUCCUUCCUUUCGGGACCCGUCAGGAGGAGAAUACGAUAAAUGAUGUUAUUGGAACUAAUAGGAAGACUGGGGAAAGUUAUGGAAAUUUCAUCUCCUCCACUGUCCGACCUGAUGCUCAGAAUCAAUCUUAUGGAAGAUAUGAAGACUAUAAAGCCAACGACAAUUCAGCGUACGAAAAUUUUCCUCGAAACGAAGCGCUGCAAUCGCCUGAAGAAAAUUCUGGCAUGCUGCUUAUGAAGAAAGAGGCUGAAACAAACUUUCCAAACUUCGAACCAAGCAGAAAUUACGAAAAUUCGAAUUCUGCAGCCAUUCAGCCACUCACUCCGAGCCAGCCGAGGGGAAAUUAUGAAGAUUUCAAAGCUAUCAAUAAUGGGACAUUUUUCCGGAAUGAUUCCCUUCAGUCUCCUGGAGAACCUCGUGGAAUGCCUUUGUAUAAGGCAGCUACCCUCACUUCUGAGUACAACUUUAACCCGAGCAAUUCUUCCAAGGUUGAAAAUAUAAUUCGUCACUACAGUGGUCCCACCACCAACGAACUUGGACAUACCGCAGCGGCCCCCGAUAGAUUUGGGGAAUUCCCGUCAAUAAAUAGGCCUUCUGACCUAGCAACAUAUCCAAGAAGAUAUGAAGAAUACGAACCAGCUAAAACUCUAGGAGAAGUUGGGAGAAUUCCUAGCGAAAGAUAUGGAGACGUCAAGUCAACGAAUGACGUGAUUGGAAGCAAACAUCCUUCAGACAGCGAAAAUCGAAUGCCCGACUUGCUGAAGUCACGAAGCCCGGCUCCGUUCUCGUUGUCCACUUCGCCAAACGAUCGAGCGCUUCCGCCAUUGUCUGGAAGCGCCGUGAACCACGAUGAGAUGAGCGCUUCGUUCACAGAAGUGCUGGCCUCAUUGAAUCGUUCGCUGCCCCUAUCAAAUGUUUCGAAUGUAACCAGCGACAGUGGCUACGAUGCAAGGGAGGAACGGGCUCCUACGGAAAAUUUGCGCUUGGACGGACAGCCUGCUUCUUCAGACAAUGGCCAGUCAACCGCGUCGUUCCUGACUGCGCAAGAAGCACUCAUCGACGACCGUUCGCCAUCUUCGGCCGUUCCGCCGAGCACUUCCGACACGGAGAUCCGCAUCGAGAGCCGCGACAGUCUGCUAAGCGGAUCGGAUGGUGCCGGCGGCGUUGGCGCCGCCCCGGUCGGCAGCACAGCCGCAGCCGACGCGAUGUUCGACCGCGGCGGUUUCCAGGCCGGUCCGUCGCAGCAGAAAGACGAGAUGUCGCUUUGGUACAGGAACAUGUACAAGAAAAUGCACAAAAUCGAUGAUUCUGAAGACAGUUCCGUGUUGCGCCAUCGUUUGAGAGAAGGCUCACCUGCUUCUACAAUAAGUCGUCCACUAACUCCGUUGUUACAUCGAGCACCGAGUCCUUCUCGUUAUGAAUGCGAAGUGACACCGAGAAGGGCCAGAUCUGUCGGACGAGUUGUCGAGCCGGAAAUGCAACCUGCUCGCAACAGCCCUAACCAGUACGCAUGCGAAAGAGCGCGGACUCCGCACUUUCACUUGCCCAGCUACAAAUUCGCCCACGAAGAUCCACGACCUCUGUUUGUCGAGUGUGGUUCAACGAACGGCGGCAUGAAAUGUUUACGUUGCGGUCUUCCACGAAGGGAUCCGUCGUGGAAAGAAAUCGACGACAUCUUCGAGUCGCUCACAGCCUCAGAUCGAAAACAGCUCAAACGAACGCAAGAGAUACAGUCUAGGGUCGCUCUGCGAUGCAUCACAGAGAAUCUGGAUGCCACUGCUGCCGAGCUUUCGCUGUUUUUACAACGACUCGAACAGUACUGGAAACGAUCCACAAGCUCUCCACAGCUCAACAAUUGCGAACAAGGUGGUUCUACCUCAGCAUCAACUGCAGAAGAGCUGGCUGAAUUAAAAAAGAUCUCACGUGAGGAGCUCCUCUAUCGCCACAAAGCAGAGAAGCUGGCUGAAGAGCUCCAAGAGCAACGCAAUAGACGUCAUGGCUAUGUCCCUUCUGCUUCGCCGUCUUUAGUGUACAAUAAGGAUAGAUUUGGUGGAUUGCUCGAUGAGUACAGUAAUCGCCCAAGUCCUUCACCGCUUCAUCCUACAGCAGUUCGAACAGCGACUGCCAUUUUCAAAUUUGACGCCAAAUCUUCCAGAGAACUCUCCCUAAAUCGUGGCGAUAUCAUUCGACUGAGAAGAGAAGUCGAUGACAAUUGGCUUGAAGGAGAACGAAAUGGUCAAGUUGGAAUCUUCCCCCGUAGCUAUGUGCAGAUGGAUGACGAAUACGAUCGAUCACGAUUCAAAAUGAGAGCCGUAUACCCGUUCACGGCUAGGAAUUCCAAUGAACUCAGCUUGAAAAUGGGUGAAUUAGUCACAUUUCGUCGAGAAAUCGAUGAAAAUUGGAUCGAAGGAACAAAUUAUCUUGGAGAAAUUGGCAUUUUCCCUAGUGCAUACGUUAGACAAUUAGAUGACAAUAGGCAAAUGGAAAAUGCCAUAACAUCUCCAGAUCGACCAAAAACACCGAAAAUACUCGAAAAAGCGGAACCAUAUGGCGUGUUGAAAUCAAAUUCUUGUGGUGCUCUGAAUCAAUCCACCUCCACAUCCUAUCCACAGACCUCGAAUCACAUAGACGAGCGACUGUUACCAAAUGCUAGCAGCGAAAAGGCAUUAUCGGACGAGCACUCCAGGACGAGCAGACAAACACGAGACACUCGACCGGAGGGUUUCUUGUGUACAGCCGAUAAAAUACCACGAGGAAGCCAAACCUAUCGAGCCCUCUAUCGAUAUGUUCCUACAAAAGAUGAUGAAGUAGCUUUGGAAAUUGACGAUAUUGUUUUUGUUGUCGAAAAAUGCGAUGAUGGCUGGUACAUUGGAACGGUGUUACGAACAGGACAGUUUGGCACGUUUCCAGGAAACUACGUCGUAAGGCAUUAGAACUACAGCGAUACGAUUUUUGUACUCAAAGCACAAAUAAAUC